GAUUCGAUCAUGGAUAUUGACGGAGUUGACGAUGAUGUUCGUCUUUUAUUAGAUCCUGACCUCUUGCAGCAGCAGCUGCUCCCUGCUUUGUCUUCUCCUGCUGCUCCCCUCAAAGCUAGCUCCCUUAUUGCUCACCAACUCUUCUCCCACUGGCUCUCCCUCCCACACACUGCCACAUUGGUCAAGUCUUUGAUUGAUGAUGCUAAAUCUGGAACACCAGCUAAUGUUUCCAAGAUCAAUGUUUCUGGUGCAAGUGCUUUGCCUGCUGUCUUUCUCAGCAGCACCACUCCCCCACUUUCUCCACGAAGCUCCUCUGGUUCCCCUCGUUUCUCUAGGCAAAGGACUACUACCCCUCCAUCCCUCCAGUCUCCUCUCGGUUCACUCAAGGAACCAAAUCCCCAACUCAUUCCUCAGUUCUACUACCAACACGGGCGUCCCCCAGCAAAAGAAUUAAAAGAGCAAUGUAUAUCCAUGGUUGAUCAAGUUUUUAGUAACUAUAUUGAUGGACUACGUGUGGAUGAAUUCAAAUCCAUUACGAAAGAAGUCUGCAAGCUGCCUUCUAUUAUUUCUCCUGCACUUUUCACACAGAUAGAUCCCAAUUGCACUGGUAUAGUUACAAGGGAUGCAUUUAUCAAGUAUUGGAUUGAUGGAAAUAUGUUGACUAUGGACACAGCCUCCCAGAUAUAUCACAUACUAAGGCAGCAGGGCAGCAACUACCUCAGACAGGUCGACUUCAAACCAGUACUUGAUGAGCUUCUGGCAACACAUCCUGGGUUAGAAUUUCUGAGGAAUUCAAGCGAAUUUCAAGAAAGAUAUGCUGAAACUGUCAUCUUCAGAAUAUUUUACUACAUUAACAGAUCGGGAACUGGUUGCCUUACUCUUAGAGAACUGAAACGUGGAAAUCUUAUUGCUGCUAUGCAACAACUUGAUGAAGAGGACGACAUCAAUAAAAUUAUUAGGUACUUCUCCUAUGAGCACUUCUACGUCAUAUACUGCAGAUUUUGGGAACUUGAUAGUGACCAUGACUGCUUUGUUGAUAAGGAUAAUCUCAUCAAAUAUGGUAAUCAUGCCCUUACCUAUAGGAUUGUUGAUAGAAUAUUUUCACAGGUUCCUAGGAAGUUUACGAGCAAAGUUGAAGGGAAGAUGAGUUAUGAAGAUUUUGUAUACUUCAUUCUCGCCGAGGAAGACAAGUCUUCCGAGCCUAGUCUUGAGUAUUGGUUCAAGUGCAUAGACUUGGAUGGAAACGGGGUGAUCACGCGAAACGAAAUGCAUUUUUUUUUCGAAGAGCAACUGCAUCGCAUGGAAUGCAUAACCCAGGAACCUGUUCCCUUCAACGAUAUCCUAUGUCAAAUAAUUGACAUGAUUGGACCAGAGAAGGAGAACUGCAUCACCCUCAAGGAUCUGAAAGGAUCCAAACUUUCAGGAAACGUAUUCAAUAUACUAUUCAACCUCAAUAAAUUCAUGGCAUUUGAGACACGUGACCCCUUUCUGAUUCGCCAGGAACGGGAGGAACCAAAUUUGACAGAAUGGGAUCGAUUUGCUCAGAGAGAGUAUUUGAGGUUGUCAAUGGAGGAAGAUGUAGAGGAAGUAUCAAACGGAAGUGCAGAUGUGUGGGAUGAACCACUUGAACCUCAAUUUUAGUUCACACUGCGUCUGAGCUCCUAACGACAAAACGUAUAUCCAUGAUCAGAGAUUUGUUGGUUACUGUUGUUUCCAGACGCUCAUGGCAGUAGAGAUUCAUCACCAAUUAUUCCCAAGGAGUCUGCCAAUUUCAUGAAAUUUUGGCAUUUUUGUUUCGGUUUCAUAUCAAUCAGGUUGGGCCUCUCUCCCUCUUUUACAUCAGCAUGUGUCCAUAUACAGUAUAUUAAUUAUGCUCUUAAACUGAGAAAAUCAAAAGAAAAUGUACAAAGUAUUGUGGACUCUUUUAUUUUUCUCAAGUUGGUUUGGACUUUGGAGUUUUGAAUAGGAGAUUCGUUUGAUUA
Camelina sativa (false flax) is the source of this 1982-nucleotide messenger RNA. Its product is annotated as putative serine/threonine protein phosphatase 2A regulatory subunit B''epsilon. The record is from RefSeq and is a predicted model, not a curated record. Gene Ontology annotation, biological process: protein dephosphorylation. NCBI's taxonomy places the organism in Eukaryota, Viridiplantae, Streptophyta, Magnoliopsida, Brassicales, Brassicaceae. Gene Ontology annotation, cellular component: protein phosphatase type 2A complex. Gene Ontology annotation, molecular function: calcium ion binding; protein phosphatase regulator activity.